Messenger RNA from Cottoperca gobio, 2893 nucleotides. It is a transcript of the gene gdf5, whose product is annotated as growth differentiation factor 5. NCBI's taxonomy places the organism in Eukaryota, Metazoa, Chordata, Actinopteri, Perciformes, Bovichtidae. Bases 369 to 2240 code for a protein of 623 amino acids. Gene Ontology annotation, cellular component: extracellular region. The record is from RefSeq and is a predicted model, not a curated record. The transcript is spliced from 2 exons. Gene Ontology annotation, molecular function: growth factor activity; cytokine activity.
CUUGUUCUCUGCCUUUUCUUGGAUUUCUGCUCUUUUAUCUCAGACUGGAUCGCUGCAGCACUAUGGUUCUUACAGAUGACGGAUGGGAGAAUAAGGGUUUGCAGGAUUUGUUUCUUCAACUUAUAAAACUCAGUUAUAGUCCACGUCUUUGUUUUUGCAACCUUGCAUAUGUCUGUAGCCUAUUGCGCACGGGAGAAGCACUUUUUAUUAAUUUCACCUCUGGCAGAGCGCAGAGUCAACUCAGAGGAUGAGAGACUCGGAACACACUGGACUGCUCCCUCUUCUCUUUUUAACCAAACAGCUCGUUUAAUUCUGAUCAGACUGGUUUAUUACAAUGACUGCCUGGCAAAAGGCAAACGGGCUUUAGGAUGAAAGUUGUGAAGCGUCUCUCUCUUCUGCUCAGCUGCUGGACUCUCAUUUACCUGCAUCCCGUCCUCGGUUCACUCAGUCGGACCAGACCGACGGAGCACCACCACCACCGGCUUGGCGAGGCAGCGGAGCGCCCGGCAGGCGGCGGGGAAGGAGAGCAAGCCCGUGGAAGAACCGGCAGAGUAAUCGGUGGGGCUUCACCAGCCGCGGGAAGGCAACCGGCGACUGCUUCUGGGACGUGGAAACCGUCGCCGGUGAGUCCAGCGAGGAUUACGCGGAUCCGCGCAGGCCCUCCGUUAAUCAAGGGCGAGACGACAGUUAUUAAAAGCAAACUUACAGUAGCGACUUCUGCGUCUGCAUCCUCGCCACCGCGCAGCGCGGUCGUACCGGUGAACCGUGCGCAGCAGCAGCAGCGGGACAGAGCAGUCAGCAUAGGGCGCAAAGAGGCUGUGCGCUCCUGGCUGCCCGGCGGGGACUCUCACUUUAAAGCGCACGCUCCCGUGGCUCUUAGCGCAUAUGCAGCAGGGAAAGAAGCUGGGACUGCGGCUGUUGGUGGUGGAGGGGGUGGCUCACCGGGGAAAAAAAUGGGGAAUGCUGCUUCCAGAGCGGGUGCAGCUGCUCCAGCGCGCACCGGGCCUCCACAAAGAGCCAUCCGUGCGCAAAAGCAGCAGCAGCUGCAGCAGAACGCAGGUUCGGUGGCGCAGCGGGGAGCCAGCAGCAAGACUCAGAAACUGAGCGACCGAGAAGCGCACCACAAACAGCCGCUGGUGAUUCCUCACGACUACAUGCUGUCGCUUUACUGGUCUCUCUCCACCGGGGACCUGAACAGCAGCGCGCUGCAUGAAGCGGGUCUGGCCAACACCAUCACCAGCUUCGUGGAUAAAGGACAAGAUGAGCGUGGGCCCCAGCUGAGACGGCAGAAGUAUCACUUCAACGUCAGCUCUCUGGAACGAGACGGGCUCCUGGGGGCCGAACUACGCAUCCUGAGGAAGCGCCUGUCUGACCCCCGCAGGCCCUCAAUGGGAUCCACAGCCGCUGACGGAGGGGGUGGAGGAAUCUCGUCCCCGUGCCUGAAGCUGUACACCUGCGCUUCAGGUAAACAACAAGCUGUUGUGCUCCAGACGAAGACCAUGGAGGAUCUACUUGGCGGCGGCGGAUUCGGCAGCAAAUGGGAAGUGUUUGACACAUGGAAAGUCUUCAAGGGCUUCAAACACCAGCAGAACCAGCCCUCCCAGCAGCUGUGCUUUGAACUGGAGGCCCUGGAGCACAGAGGCGGUCGCCCCAUGGACCUGCGCACUCUCGGGUUUGCCCGACCUGGAAGGACCAACAAGGAAAAGGCCUUCUUCCUGGCAUUUGGCAAAAGCAAGAAGCGCGACCUUUUCUACAACGAGAUCAAAGCGAGGUCAGGCCAUGACAACAAAACCGUCUAUGAAUACCUGUUCACCCAGCGGCGAAUGCGCCGAGCUCCUGCUGCAAGGGGGGCUAAAAAACCACUGCAGCAGCAUCCCCCGCCACAGACCCUCCCCCAACAUCAAGUGGUGAAGACGCAGGCGAGGCCGCGGUGUAACCAGAGACGACUCCAUGUGAACUUCAAAGAGAUGGGCUGGGACGACUGGAUCAUCGCGCCACUGGAGUACGAGGCCUUUCACUGCGACGGCGUCUGUGACUUCCCCAUCCGCUCGCACCUCGAGCCAACCAACCAUGCCAUCAUUCAGACCCUGAUGAACUCCAUGGACCCGGAGUCGACUCCGCCCACCUGCUGCGUGCCGACACGACUCAGCCCAAUCAGCAUACUUUACAUCGACUCGGCCAACAACGUUGUCUACAAGCAGUAUGAGGACAUGGUGGUGGAGUCGUGUGGCUGCAGGUAGCAAAGAAAGGUGGGACAAAGAGCGAGAACGGCUUCACUGUGAGGGAAGAUAGAGAUGUUUGAUCAAAGCUAAAGUGGGAAGAUCAACACUGAGAAAACUGCUCUGAUUUCAGCUGACUGUGACUGAACUCCCUGCUAUGCAACAGACAUAACUCUUCACACUCAAGUGAACUAUCAGACUGCAUACCAAAGACUGUUCACACUGCUGAAGACUAAACAGAGAAAGAUAAACUAAUGGAGGUGAUGCUCUUUAACACCCACUCACUGUGUGUAAUGUUGAUGGCGAUGAGCGAGAUGCAUCUGAGAGAAGCCAAAAACCACCAGAGAUACUUCAGGAUUAAAGUUCUGCUCUCAUAUUAGGCUCAAACUGAUUUUACUUCUUUUAUUUUCUCUCUUCAGAUUUGUAUCUAUGUUCUGAUGGUGUAAAAAGUCUGCGUGUAACAGAAAUGCUCUUGAAACAUGAGUGAAUUAUACUGCAAAAUGCCCUUUCAAGCACUUAUUUGCCAUUGUGCCCGUUCAGAUGAAUAAUGAGGAGUCAUUUGUGUUCCUUAUCCGAGACUUUUUUAUGAAGCAUGUAAAGAAUUUCUGAUGUAUAAAUACAGGCCAGUGAUGAAGUGCUAAUCUGACCUGCUCCAAAUGUGGGAAAGUUGCAUA